CUUUGUAGAUUUUUUCACUUCAGGUAGACAAACUGAAGCAUGUGGUUUGCCAAUAAGCACUGCCACCAUGCCUUCGGAUUGCUGUUUAUUGGCUUUCUUAUGACGCUGUUCUAUGAUGCCAGCCUGGGACAAGAUGAGUUUGCUGAGGACAUAUCAAACACUGGGAAUUUCAUUCCUGGGCAGAUCCAUUUGUCUCUUGGGGAAUCAUCAGGGGAAAUGGUUGUGAUGUGGAGUACAUGGUUGGACACAGGAACUUCAGAGGUCAUUUUUAGAAAAGAAGGAGAUGAGAAGCCAUGGAGCACAGUGACUGGAACUCGAACAUUGUUUGUUGACCCCGGGCCUAAAAAGCAUUCCCAGUACAUCCACCGGGUCACUCUUACCAAUCUGCUACCUAAUACCACGUAUGACUAUCAUUGUGGAAGUGUCUUGGCAUGGUCAGCCGGAUACAAGUUCACUACCUUUCCUGAUGGGUCUGACUGGAGCCCACGUCUGGCCCUCUUCGGUGAUUUGGGUCUCAUCAAUGCUCAGUCCAUCCCACAGUUGACAAAAGAUGUCAGACAAGGAAUGUAUGAUGCAGUUCUUCAUGUUGGAGAUUUUGCUUAUGACAUGAAUGAUAAGGAUGGAACAGUGGGUGAUGAUUUUAUGGAAUUGAUGGAGCCAAUUGCUGCCAGACUUCCAUACAUGACUUGUGUUGGAAAUCAUGAACAGGCCUAUAACUUCACACACUACAAGCAGCGCUUUGCCAUGCCAGGAGGGCAAGAGAACAUGUUCUACACCUUUGAGAUGGGCCCUAUUAAGUUCAUAGCCAUUUCAACAGAAUUCUAUUACUUCCUUAACUAUGGAUACAAGCAGGUUGUCUUCCAGUAUGAAUGGUUGGAGAGAACUCUCAUGGAAGCAAAUCAACCUGAGAACAGAGCAAAGCAACCUUGGGUGAUUGUGUUUGGACACAGACCCAUGUACUGCAGCAACUCCGAUCGAGAUGACUGCACGAAGCAUGAAACCAUCAUUCGUGUUGGAGUGCCACUUCUUCACUUCUUUGGUGUAGAGCCACUCUUGUACAAGUACGGAGUUGACCUGGCCAUCUGGGCUCACGAGCAUUCUUACGAACGGCUCUGGCCCGUGUACAAUCGGAAGGUGUACAACGGAACGGACAGUGCAAAUCCAUAUGUGAAUCCAGGUGCCCCUGUCCAUUUCACCACUGGCUCUGCUGGUUGUCAAGAGAAAACAGACUCAUUUGGGAAGAAGCCCGAGUGGUCUGCAUUUCGGAGCUCCGAUUAUGGGUAUACUCGACUCCAAGCUUUCAAUGGCACUCACUUGUACUUUGAGCAGGUUUCUGACGAC
This is a messenger RNA of Darwinula stevensoni, 1341 nucleotides long. Lineage: Eukaryota; Metazoa; Arthropoda; Ostracoda; Podocopida; Darwinulidae. The record is from the annotation of a GenBank genome assembly.